Blepharisma stoltei is the source of this 630-nucleotide messenger RNA. NCBI's taxonomy places the organism in Eukaryota, Ciliophora, Heterotrichea, Heterotrichida, Blepharismidae. The record is from the annotation of a GenBank genome assembly.
AUGGGCAAAAAAGGUUUAAGCGUUGAAGAAAAGCGGCAAAGAAUCCUGAAUAUUUUUUAUACACGAGUAACAACUACUUAGAAAGAGGUUUUUAAUCUCAAAGAGAUCGAAAACAUCGGCAGCAAAGCAGGAGUUGUAUUGCAGACAAUUAAAGAUAUUGUUCAAAGUUUAAUAGACGAUAACCUUGUCGAGCAAGAUAAAAUUGGCGCAGGGAACUUCUUAUGAGCUCUCCCAUCCAAAUCUCAGCAAAUGAGAAGAAUAAAAAUUGAUGACCUAUCGAAUAAUAUUUCUGAACUAAAAACACAAAGGAAAGCAUUGGCUCAAGAGCUUGAAAAUAAGAAAGAAGAAAAACCACAAAGCAAAGAGAGAAUUGAGCAACUUAAAUCUCUAAAAAGAUUGAAAGAAUUAAAAGAAAAGCUGACAGCUGAGAGAGACUCACUUAAAAAGUGCUCUAAAGCUUCUUAUGAGCAAAAUUUAGCAGAAAUAGAAGAAUGCAAGAGGAAAGCUAAUAUAUGGACAGAUAAUAUUUGGGUAGCAAAAUCAUGACUCAUGAAACAAAAUCCAGCAAUUUCAGAAUCUGACUUGAACGCUCAUUUUGGACUGCCAAGUGAUUUGGAUUCAAUUGAUUAG